AAUGCAGGUUUCUAGCAAUUUGGUGUUUGUCGUUCAUGAAAGUAUCCCUCUUCAUUAACUAGGCGCGAACGAUUGAUUUCUUUCCUUUCCGGACUUAAUUAGUCGCACGUAACUAUAGGCAUAGUGUUGUAGGGCCGACUUGGCUUUUAACAAGACUUUCCUUGAAAAUGCGCCCAUACCUUCUUAAGGGCCAUGAGCGCCCUUUGACGCAAGUCAAGUACAACCGCGAGGGCGAUCUGCUGGUCAGCUGCGCAAAGAACUUGCAACCUUGCCUAUGGUCUUCGGAGGACGGCCGCCGCAUUGGGACCUACGAGGGCCACAACGGUGCUAUCUGGACCUGCGACAUCACCUGGGACUCCGACCGCCUAAUUACGGGCUCGGCUGACCAGACUAUCCGCAUUUGGGACCUACCAACGGGCAAGGAGCUUUUCCAGUUCCGUCACAGGGAGCCUUGCAGGGCGGUGAAGCUAUCGGCUGGCGAGCGGUUCCUUGCUGCCACCACGGAUGCGUUCAUUGAGUCGCCCCCAGCAAUCCAUGUCUACAAGUUCGCGGAGAACGUGGAGGACCAGACUUCUACCCCCCUCAACACCUGGACGGUGCCAAAGGGGAGGGUGACUCGCGUGUUCUGGACCGACUGCAACCGAAAACUCAUCACGUCACACGACUACGGGAUGAUCCGCCGAUGGGACGUGGAGACGGGCCAGCUGAUAGAGGAGAAGCAGAUCCACGAGGACGCCAUCCAGGACAUGCAGAUGUCGCCCGAUGAGACGCACGUCAUCACGGCGUCGCUGGACAAGACGGCGCGCCUGGUGGACAUUGAGAGCUUCGAGGUGCUCAAGACGUACAAGACGGGCCGCUUCGUGCAGUCCGCAGCCGUCUCGCCGCUGUUCGACCAUGUUGUCUGCGGUGGUGGCCAGGACGCGUCGCAGGUGACGACGACGGCGGCGCAGGCGGGUGGCUUCGAGGCCAGGUUCUUCCACAAGAUCUUCCAAGAGGAGUUCGGACGCGUCAGGGGCCACUUCGGACCCAUCAACACCAUCGCCUUCCACCCCUCGGGCCGGAGUUUCACGACGGGCGGCGAGGAUGGCUACGUGCGCCUUCACCACUUGGACCUUGACUACUUCACGACGAAAUUCUUCUAAGCGUAGCAACCAGCACAAGCAGCGGUGGCGACACAGCGGCGGCGCUCGCCUGUUGAGUUACAGUUGGUUGAAACGCGGACGUGGCAAGCUUUGCUGGUGGAGACGUGUGGGCCAGCAUGUGUGUGCCGAGGCAGGUUUCGUAUAUUCAGCAGGUUUUUAGGCUGGGGUUAGCAUCCGUGCCUAGGUGCGAGUUGCCUUUCCGAGAGGGAUGCUAUGGGUAUGCCGCCCAUCGGGACACGCGUCCAGCCUUCGCUUACAAAGCGAGACCACACUACAGACAGAUGACUUCGGAUAGAGCUGCGAGCUCUAGUUUAAACCAAACAAUGACUAUCAUACACUAUCUGGGAAAUGAUUUGGGUCAUGGGGUUAGGGGUAGAGCUACCAUUGCUGGGAGAGUGAGGUGUUUGCGAGGUUUGUGCUUUCAAUGGACUUUGCAUGUACUGCUGAGUCAGGUUUACGUUGUGAUAGGUGGGUGCUGUUGGAGGAGAGUACUCAUAGACGUCUAACGGGCGUUUGUGUACACUCCACGUGUUUCAUGCAGGGAGUUAGCUCUUACUGAGUUAAGACGGUAUCUGAGGAUGUAAAUUUUGUGACGAAGCUAUAUAUACAGUCUCGAUCACCAUGAUCAGGUAUUUACAGCUGCGUAAUUUAUGCGCAACAAAGAAGUCCUGUCACAAAGCAGCAUUCGAGCACGGCGUUGUAUGUACCAGUCAGUCCGCAUGUCUCGAUGGGAGAGGAGAGCUGCCUACUGCUCGUUACGUGGACAUGGCGAGCCUCCAAGCCGUCCACACACCCUUAUGCAACCACGCAUAUCAUCAGUACAAGAUAUACCAAAAAGAUUAUAAACGCUCGUACAGCCCGAGCAGCAGGCUUAGUCAGUUCACGACGUUGGGUCGAAUGCUGCGUCCACAUCCUUGUGCCUUCCCGGCAACAUGCAAGCGGAGUCAAUCCGCCGUGUUGGCAACCCCGCCAUUUGACAAGUGCACGCCCCUACAGCCUACGCUUAAGAACCGCCACUUAGAACCGGGAAUAACCCAUGCAACAUAGACCAGAGUGGAAGCGUAUAGCAUGUCGUCAUCCUGCCCACUACACUCGAACCAGGUCGAGCUACCAAAACAUCGGAAGUCAGUUCUAGCCACUACCAACCAGACC
Astrephomene gubernaculifera is the source of this 2294-nucleotide messenger RNA. NCBI's taxonomy places the organism in Eukaryota, Viridiplantae, Chlorophyta, Chlorophyceae, Chlamydomonadales, Astrephomenaceae. The record is from the annotation of a GenBank genome assembly.